AUGAACUUUGCUGGGAUGCUUGUGAAAUCCGCAGGCUACCUGGUACAAGAGUUGUUGUGGACUUUCAUCAAGCCGCAGGUGUCUGUCGAGGUGCCCGCCGGCUCUGGUCCGGACGGACUCAGCCCUUCGCCCAUGCCGAUAAUAGAGACGUAUCGACACCACUCUCCCAAGAUUCCUACAUGGUCCUGGGCGUCCAUGGUCCUUCGCCAUUACGAGACGAUGUGCCGCCCCGAGGAGAUGUAUUUCCCUUACCGGCAAGUCAUGGGAACUUGGUCAAAGGACGAGUCCUUCCGGCUUGAAAGGUCGAAAUGCGCCCCACGCGUCGGGGGCCGUGGGGACAGCUUCUUGGCCGCAAACUGGGUUCUACAGGUGGCCGGAAAGAUGAUCACGGCAGAAUUCACCGGCUGGCAAGUCAUGAGCGCAGUAGACCCGGCUGUUGGGCAUCCUUACCUCUUCAAAAUGUUGAUGUCUAUACACCCAGUCCCAGCCCUCAAGCCUACGUACGACGGAUCGUUCUUUCAGCCCGAUUGCUCUCAAUGGCCGAAGUCACUCGAUGCGGAAGAUCCUCUCAGCAAGCGCGUGGAACUCCUCCUGUUGGGCAGGGUACAGGUGGCCGGCACAUCUGCACCACCUGGAUGCGAGUCCGAGUCGAAAUAUAUUGACGUAGGCCUGGUAUUGCGCAAGUCUUCGCGAAACUAUGCCACAAAUGCAUACGAGCGCCUCGGCACGUUUGUUGCGCUAGCCGAGCAUGAGAUGUUUGAAGGAUGCAGUGUACAAGACAUAGCUCUGGUAUAA
Messenger RNA from Colletotrichum karsti, 795 nucleotides. RefSeq lists its product as uncharacterized. The coding region runs from base 1 to 795 and encodes 264 amino acids. The transcript has a single exon. The record is from RefSeq and is a predicted model, not a curated record. NCBI's taxonomy places the organism in Eukaryota, Fungi, Ascomycota, Sordariomycetes, Glomerellales, Glomerellaceae.